This is a messenger RNA of Tetranychus urticae (two-spotted spider mite), 2340 nucleotides long. RefSeq names its product aspartyl-tRNA synthetase, mitochondrial (gene AspRS-m). Gene Ontology annotation, molecular function: nucleic acid binding; ATP binding; aspartate-tRNA ligase activity. Lineage: Eukaryota; Metazoa; Arthropoda; Arachnida; Trombidiformes; Tetranychidae. Gene Ontology annotation, cellular component: mitochondrion; cytoplasm. The record is from RefSeq and is a predicted model, not a curated record. Gene Ontology annotation, biological process: aspartyl-tRNA aminoacylation.
UUUACUCUACUACCGCAUUUUGGUAAACAACUUUGAAAAUAAACAUUGUUUAUUGAAUAUGAAUUUGUGUCGAUAAAAUGAAUAAAUUUAGUUACCAGCUUUGUAAAUCUCUGCAUUCUUUAACAAGAUCACCUGUACAUUUGUCAUUUCGUUAUAAUUGGGGACUAAGUGAGGUUAACCGUUUCACUUUGCGGCAACACAAUUGUGGUGACUUGAAGGAAUCAGAUAUUGGUAAAAAAGUUACUCUUCAUGGUUGGAUCAAACAUAUUAGAACUCAUGGUUCAGCUGUUUUCCUUGUUGUCAAUGAUGCCUAUGGUGAUACACAGCUAAUUUUCAAGCAAAGUCAUGCUCCUAUCUCAAAGUUACCAAUUGGAUCAGUCAUUAAAGCUGAAGGAACAGUUACAAAGCGUCCCAAAGGACAAGAAAAUAACAAAAUGAAAACAGGAGCCAUUGAGGUUUUGGUUGACCAAUUUGAAGUAAUCAACAAAAGAACCUUUCCAGCUUUGAUAACCAAAGAAUCAGAUAGAUUGAAGUAUCGUUAUAUUGACCUAAGAAACAAAGCAAUCAGUUCAAAUCUUCGUUUGAAAAGUCAAAUAAUGAACAACGUUAGAAAUUUUUUCCAUCAAGAAGGAUUUAUUGAAGUUGAAACACCAUUGCUUCAAAAACAUACACCUGGAGGUGCUCAUGAGUUUAUUGUGCCAACACAUGAUCAUAACAAAUUUUAUUGCUUAGCCCAAAGUCCCCAAAUUUUUAAACAACUUUUGAUGAUUGGCGGUUUAGAUAGGUAUUUUCAAAUUGCUAAGUGCAUGAGAGAUGAAGUUUCAAGACCAGAUCGUCAACCAGAAUUUUCACAGAUAGAUCUUGAAAUGUCUUUUACAAAUACUGAUGGAAUCAUAGAUCUUAUUGAAGCAUUACUUGUUGCCAUUUGGCCUUCUUUUGCAGGCUCAAUAACAAUACCAUUUCCAAGAAUAUCGUACGAUCAGGCCUUACAAAAAUAUGGAUCGGAUAAACCCGAUUUAAGAAGUGACAUUGAGUUACAUGAUCUCACAACUCCUUUGGAAGACAUUAUCAAAAGACCCGCGAUUGGACUUGCCAUUCCCAAUGGAGUUGAUGAAAACCUAGAGUCAAAGCUUUAUCAGCUAAGUUUGAGCGUGGCUGAAGAUUUAUCAUUCGAAGGUAAAGUGAUCGGACUUAAAAUAAAUGACCCUGAUUGCUGGACGUUGGACAGAGAAGACAAUGUCAAAAUUGAUGAGCCAAUAAAAUUCUGUAUCACGCAAAAAAUGAAAUUAUAUAAAGGAGAUUACCUUUUCGUAGCUUAUGGGGAUAGCGCUGAAAUUAGACGGUUCAUGGGUAAAUUCAGAAAUCUUAGUAUUAAGUGCAUUGCAGAAAAUAACAUCUCCAAUUGUCUUGAUAACUCUUUUGUUUGGAUCGUUGAUUUCCCACUUUUCACCAAAAACGAGCUCGAUGGCACCAUUGAAAGUUCACAUCACCCUUUUUCCGCGCCCAAAGCUAAUCAACUUGAAAAGCUCUAUUCAAACCCAUUACAAGUGGUUGGUGACCAAUUUGACCUCGUGCUUAACGGAGAAGAGGUUGGCGGUGGAUCCAUGCGAAUUCAUGAUGCCAAUGUUCAAGAGUAUAUUUUAAAAGACAUUUUAAAAGUGGAUUACUCUUCGCUACAAUUCUUCCUCGAUGCUCUACGAUCAGGAGCUCCUCCUCAUGGUGGCAUCGCAUUAGGCCUGGAUCGUUUGAUACGUAUAAUGUGCAAUGCUUCGUCAAUUCGGGAAGUUAUCGCUUUUCCAAAAUCAUUUACUGGUAAAGAUCCUUUAAGUGGUGGCCCAACAGAGUUAUCACCUUCGAUUCUCAAGUCAUAUAAUAUCAAGCCAACUUAGGAGCACAUAAUGUUGUCAUUAGUUAUUAACAACAGUUUUUUGAAACCGACUUGUGACUUUAGAUCUCUGCAAAAUAUUACCGAUUUUUCCAGUGAUGUAACCUGCCAUUUAUUCAUAAUCUAUCAUUGGUUGAUGGCUCUCUGUUGACUGUGGUAAUUACGGUCUUGCCAAAUCAAAGGAACUAAUUUAGAAAAGAUUAAACAAAACUAUGAUCCUAAAUCAAGUUAUUAGUAAUAACUUAUUACACAAUGAAUGAAUUUAUCGCGAUUCUAUUGUCACAAUGGUGAAAAAUGUACGCAUUUAAAAACAAAAAAUGAGUCAACGUAGUCAACAAUUAAUCUCUUUGGUGAAAGAUUUUUCAUGAGACAUAAUUCUAAGUUGAAAAAUGAUGACUAAAACUGCAAAUCUGAUCUACUCUGUCAUGAUUAAAUCAAUGUCGUUUCUAUUUCUA